AUGGCCACUAUUAGGAAAGUCAUUGCAGUUGCAUCAUCAAAUGACUGGCCAUUUUUUCAUAUGGAUGUUAAUAAUGUUUUUCUCCAAGGUGACUUAGAAGAAGAAGUCUACAUGGAGAUGCCUCAGGGUUUCCAACAACAGGGGGAGUACAGGGCUUCUAGACAGUGGAAUAUAAAGCUAACCACUGCCCUUGUGCAAGCUGGACAUAUACAAAGCCCAUAUGAUCAUUCCUUUUUUACUAAAAAAAGAGGAGCUGGUAUUGUAGUCAUUCUAAUGUAUGUAGAUGACUUACUAAUCACAGGAAGUAAUGUUGACUUGAUACACGAGGCAAAGGAUUCCUUGCAUGGUAACUUCAAGAUGAAGGACCUGGGGGAAUUGAGGUAUUUUUUGGGCAUAGAGGUGAUGAGGUCAAAGGAAGGAAUAGUUCUCAAUCAAAGAAAAUAUGCUUUGGAGUUGAUCUCUAAAGUAGGGCUUAGUGGUUGUAAACCUGCUUCCACACCAAUGGAACUCAAUCACAAGCUAACAACUGUAGAUUACGAUAUGCAUAUGGGAAUCACAGAAGAUGCAAAACUAGGAGAUAUAACAACAUAUCAGAAACUAAUAGGGAAGCUGUUAUACUGGACAAUCACAAGACCAGACCUGUGCUUUGUUGUGCAGGUUUUGAGUCAAUUUAUGCAAAGGACAAAACAGUCUCAUUUGAAUGUAGCAAUGAGGAUCAUCAGAUACAUCAAAGGUUCACCAGACCUUGGUAUAUUCUUGAAGAAAGGAGAAACUCAUACACUCACAGCUUACUGUGACUCUGAUUGGGCUGCUUUCCCCAAUACUAGAAGAUCAAUCACAAGCUAUGUUGUGAAGUAA
This is a messenger RNA of Nicotiana attenuata, 858 nucleotides long. RefSeq lists its product as uncharacterized. The record is from RefSeq and is a predicted model, not a curated record. Lineage: Eukaryota; Viridiplantae; Streptophyta; Magnoliopsida; Solanales; Solanaceae. Bases 1 to 858 code for a protein of 285 amino acids. The transcript is spliced from 2 exons.